Messenger RNA from Oppiella nova, 685 nucleotides. NCBI's taxonomy places the organism in Eukaryota, Metazoa, Arthropoda, Arachnida, Sarcoptiformes, Oppiidae. The record is from the annotation of a GenBank genome assembly.
UGGUUUGCUUUUUCACGAGUUAUCUCUAUAUGGAACAGAUUGUGUCCGUUUGGUAUGAACAGGGAAUUGUCGAUAACAUACAAAGACAUAAAUUACUGUUCAUUGAGACUCAAGACUCGCACGAGACGAGUCUUGCACUCUAUAACUAUGUGAAGGCGUGUGAGAACGGAAGGGGUGCUGUUCUCUUGUCUGUCGCCAGAGGAAAGGUAUCCGAAGGGAUAGACUUUGACCACCAUUUGGGUCGUUGUGUCAUAAUGUUUGGCAUUCCCUAUGUCUUCACACAAUCACGUAUUUUGAAGGCAAGGCUUGAAUACCUGAGGGAUCAGUUCCAGAUCAGAGAAAACGAUUUUCUCACUUUUGACGCCAUGAGACACACAGCACAGUGUAUGGGACGGGCCAUCAGAGGAAAGACAGACUACGGCAUCAUGUGUUUCGCAGAUAAGCGAUUCAGUCGUUCAGAUAAACUAAAAAAGUUGCCGAAAUGGAUACAGGAAUACCUCAAAGACUCUGUCCUUAACCUCAGUAUCGAAGAAGCCGUUCAGAUAUCGAAACGAUUUCUUAAACAAAUGGCUCAACCGUUCACUCGAGAGGAUCAGUUGGGAAUAUCUUUGCUUACUUUGGAUCAAAUUAAUGACGAAGAGAUGCAAAAGAAAAUCAUGUCUCGCAUCCAAAGCGCAUAAUUCAU